UGCGUGUGUAUAUAUAUAUAUACAUACAUACUGUGGACAUUCCAUAUCUCCGUUAUGUAAAAGUUACCCGUAAUCAUUAAUUAGAACAGGUGUGACAGUGAAUAAUAAUGAUGUGUUUCUGCCAUAGGAAUCGCUUGAAGAGUCAGGGUGAUUAGGAAAAAAAAUAUAUGCCUAUGAUUUUAUUAUACAUUGCAGUUUUUUGUUUAUUUCUUAAUCACGACCAUUUUUUCCACGUAUUAUUUUCAAGUAAGAAGAAGAAAAAUCAAGGAAAGAGGAAAAAAUGUAUUUAAUAAAGAAAAAAAAAAAUGGAGAGAAAAAAACACGAAAUUUUGCCUUUAAUAAAAAAAAGUUUAAGAAAAGAACAACGAAAUAGAAAAACGAAAUUAUACAUUUAAUAAUAAAAAAAACACUCAAGACAAGAACAAAGAGAAAGAAAAAAACACGAAAAUAUGCAUUUAAUAAGAGCACAUCAGCUGGUUGACGAGGUCCAAUAAGUAACACUAUUUAUCAUCAAGUCACGGACCCAAAUCCCUUAUAAAGGAUCGAAUCCUCCUCUCAAACCCCCUCCGACUCCCCGCAAGCAGAAUCCAACCCUACGCGCAAUUACGCAUGACAAGAGACCCACACAACUCCCCCGGCGUCUAUAGUCAUAGUAAAGUUUACACUACAGGUUAAUGGAAACGCGACGAGGACAGAGACUACAGGGCUUUUAGGACUUCUACAGCGAGAGGAAGGGCGCGGAGGAUGUCGGUAGUGAGCUAGAGCACCAUGGCGCCCACGGCGGGUCAGAACACCUCGGCCUCCACCCACCAGCAGACGAGAAAUGGCACGAAAGUGUUUAGGAUUGUGGUGUUGGGAGAGGGUGGGGUCGGAAAGUCGGCUUUGACGCUACAGUUCGUGAGUCACAGCUUUCUGGAGUACCACGACCCAACUAUUGAGGAUGCAUAUCAGAGACAAGCUGUUAUUGAUGGAGAACCAGCAUUGCUCGACAUACUGGACACAGCUGGCCAGAUUGAAUUCACUGCCAUGCGGGAUCAGUACAUGCGGUGUGGUGAGGGCUUCUUGAUCUGUUACUCUCUGACUGACCGUCGGAGUUUCGAAGAGGUGGCAGGGUACCGGAAGUUGAUUGCGAAAGUGCGCGGGUCUUCGGACUCCAUUCCCAUUGUCCUGGUGGGCAAUAAGGUUGAUUUGGAUGAUCCGGUGCACAGGAAGGUCUCGACUGAAGAAGGCCAAGCCCUGGCGCAGUCCAUGGGCUGUCCCUUCUUCGAAACGUCAGCUGCUUUGAGGCAAUAUGUCGAUGAUGCAUUCCACAUGCUUGUGCGGGAAAUUCGUCGCAAGCAGAAGGAAGCAGCUGGAGGCGAGAACCAGGGCAGGAGCCGGUCUCUCUCGCGCUGGAGAAGGUUCAAAAACAUAUUCCUGUGGAUUUUUCGGCGACCACGGUAUAAGUAGAAGCGAAAUCGGAAGUCAACAACGGGGAUUGACGAUUUAGAGCUUACAGGUCUAUAGGGUUAUACAAUGUGGUUCUUCCAUAAGUGCUUGUGAGAGUAUGCCUAGUGCCAUAAUAAGAAAUAAAAGAGAGAAAAUAAGAAACAGAGACUUCUCAGUAGAUCUAGGGAUAUUUAUGUAGUUCAUUCACAUUACACAGUUCACAUGCUGUGCUCCACGUCAGACGGAGAAAUUACCGAAAAAAGGAAACAAAUAAAGAGGAAAAAUACAAACGAUGUUGCUCAGAUGUCAUCAUGGAGAAGACAUUGAUUUUGUGGUAUGCUUUUUGUAUGGGAAUGUUAAAUGUAGAGUUAGAUUCAGAAAUAAGGAAAGAGGGUUUCUACUGACAAUUUUUAUGGAUGUACGAAUUUUUAUUCUCUCUCUCUUACUCUGUGGUAUUUGUCCAUGAAGGAGAGAAUGAAACAUAGAUUUAUUGAUUGUAUUAUGGCAUAUGAAACGUAGUAAAAUUUGUUUACGCGCAAAAUUAAGAGAUAAAUGGAGAUGUGAUAUUCUUCAUUUAGAUUAUGUUUCUCAAACAUCAGGACAUCUUAGGAUAAUUCUUAUGAAAAAAGAAUAAGUUUCAGAUUUACUCUAGAUCUAGAUCACAGGAGAUAUUUAACAGUUGUGUAAGAUCCUUCGUUAUUCAUUUUGAAGUUUAAAGAAAAAACUUUUUGAAAGGAGCAAGGUGCUGUCUUUUUUACACUGUAUAUACCGAUAGGCCUUAUCAAGGGGAUUAUUAUAUGAUACCAUGUUCUUGUGCUUUUAAUGCCAGUGUGAUGUAAUAUAUAUAUUGUAAAUAAGAGUGAUACACUGCCUGGUCUUGACCCAUGAUAAAAGUGUCUCACUUACACAUCCGGUUGUAGUAGUUAGCAAUAAGCAUCCGCGGCGUCUAAAACAACGAAAUUCUACUGGAACCAUUAAAACACUCACGUUCGGGGCAUGGCUGUUAGGAACAUGCUCUCCUUGGUAUUCUACAGCAGUAUUCCGGUAUGAGCUCCAAUGCCUCCAAUCAGAUGGGGGCGAUGGGAUGUGACUGGCGGCAGUACUUAUGCCGUGUGUAGGGGCAUAGAGGAUUUUUUUUUGUUGGCAAGGACAGCGGAGUCUCAUUUUACGGUGUAGAAAGAUCACCAGAGUUAUGUAUAGUUAGGUUUUUGUCUCUUAUUUUGCUUUAUUUAUUUUUUUAUUUUUUAUUUUUUUAUUUAUUUAUUUUUUUUAUUUUUUUAUUUAUUUAUUUUUUUUCAUAUUCUUGUGAUCACUGAAAACGAGCAAAGAGUUUGCUCAUUCUAUUUUUUUCUUCUUCUUCUUCUCCUUCUUUUUUAUCUUUUCUUUCUUUUUUUUCUUUUUUUUUUCUUCUUUCAAACAUUCAUUUUCAUUUAGAAAGUCCGUAACUUGCUUAGAUUAAAACACUGGUUUUUGAUAAUCUUUAUUACAGAAGGCUUAGCACGCACUCUCUCUUGCUCUAACGUGAACUGGAGUUUGAAGUGAACUGUUUAUAUUAUAUUUGCCUUUGAGAUCUGUGAGAGAAACUAAAAGAUUGUUUUAUUUAAUCUAUAUCUUUAUGAUGAUUAUUAAUUUUUAAGGUUUUAUCUAAAAUGUAUUAUAUUGUUAUUUCAGAUGUGUAUUAAGGGAGAAUAAUGUUAUAUGAGAGGAAGGGAUCUAUGUAAUGUUGCUAAGUGAAUAUGAUAAUGAGAUUUGUACAUGUGGUUAAGAAACUUUUUUUUUUUUUCUUUUUCUUCUUCUUAUACUUCAGGAUAAAUUAUCAAGUUAUGACUGUACCUAGAAUGAGAUCUAUAAACUGGAAUAUAUAUAUAUAUACAUAUAUACUUAUAUUAUUUAUGUAUGUAGGAAAUGGAAAGGAUUCAUUCUGCUUGUCUCUAAAUACUUUCCCCCUCAGCGGUGAUAGACUUCACAAAAUACUUUUGUUCGCACAAGAUUGGUUGUGUAAUCAUUGAUGAUAUAGUUAUACCAGAUUUUAUUAGGAAGUGAUGCUAGUCAUAGAAAAGAAGGGACAAAAAGAGAUACAAAAAGUGUUACAUCCAUAUAUAUUUAUUGUGUAUAUAAAAAAGAAAAGCCUUUCCUUGGAAAUAUACUCAAAUGGUUUAGGAUUGUACUAGUGUCAGUCUUCUGAAUGAGGAGGGAGCAUUUUUUAAUUUUUUUUUUUCUUUUUUUUAAUAUAAAUUAUGAGGUAUGCUUUGUGAAGCAUAUUUUAUCUCAAUCACCUACCUAUUUUAGGCAGCAUUAGGAAUCCUUGCAUUAUGUUACGUUGAAGCAUUGAGAGUUCCGAGCCCUCAGUUGUGUAUUUCGUCCUCCGUGUCACUUCCAUGUUGGCAUUAGGGGGUUGGUUCGCAUUGAUUCUCAGCACUUUGGUUAUGGCCUUUGAUUGCAUCUUUGGUGGAAGCAAUAGCCUGUAAUGCUGCAGUGUUAACAAAUCUAUGAGGAAUGGUAUUGAUGUCGUGGAUGGGAACAUUUCGGACUGGCGUUUACGGGAGCUACCGCUUUCUACUUGACUAUGCUGCGAGUUUUGUUCGAUUUCAGCGAGAUUUAGCACACGUUUAGGGGACGGUGAGAGAUGAGUUGGGUAAUUGAUUUCUGAGCUAGGGUACAAAUUAGAGUGAACUAGGUAUCACUUCUUAAAAACAGAAAGUGUUUCUUGUAUUCAUACUUGUAGAAUUUUGAUGGUACCAGAAAAUUGUGAGUGGAAUGGUGAUUUUUUUUUUUUUUUUUUUUAGAAACAAGCCUCACAUGACAGGUAGUUAUGGAAUUUACAUUUUGAGAAAGCAUUAAAAGAUUUUCUUUAUUAUUUGCGAGAUAUAUUCUGCAAAGGUGGGGUGAGGGGGAAAAUAGAAGAAAUGUUGGAUAUAGACUGAUUGAAUAUUUUUUUUAGCACUUUCACUUGGUAUUGAAAUGAUUGUUGUAUGAUCAUUGCUGAGCCUGUUGAUCUCAAAGUUCUAUUAAUGUUUCAAGAAAACAGCCUGUGAACUUCUUUCAGAUUUGAAGACAAACUGUGUACAAAUGAGAGAGUGGGAGUAGAAAAUGUUAGAUACAGAUUUCUAAGUGCUUUUCAGCAAUAAUAUGUGGAACGUGGAUAGGAGAUUUAAUUUUUAGCACAAAAAAAGGCGGUGGCUCCCAUUGAUAAUAGGUGGAAGCCUGUUUUGCAAACAUAAUGGAGAUUUUUUUUUUUUUUUUUUUUUUUUUUGAAGGUCAAAUGCACAGGUCAUAGGCACACAAGCUACUUCUAUGUACUGUGAAGUAAAAUCUGAAUUACAUAGCAUUUUAUGGGUUCUAGGCCUAUGGUAUCCUUUAUGAGUUUGAAGUGUAACCAUAGGUCUUUCUCAAAAUCAUAUUGAAGGUAUUUGUGGUCCUCAUUUUUCAGUGAGGCCCAAUAUCUUAGAGAUAAGUUUUAAAGAUAGGUAAUGUUUUUUGGGGGCACUUCAGGUCUGCACUUGCAAUUUUUGGAAUGUCCUUUCUUUCUUUUUUUUUAUGAUAGAGGAGGGAUAGUCAAAAUGCAUUGACUGUGUGUUGUUGUCUCUCCUCAGUUUUGAUGCUGAGAUUGUGGUAAUGUUAACUGAAUAUUUUUCAUUUUCCUCUUUUUGAAUUCUAUUUAGCAUGCAAUACCAUUUCCUUUUACGUGCUUCAGCUGUAGUAAGUCAUCCAGUGUCUCGCAGAAGGUCAUCAGAAGCAGUGAAUGUGGUUUACAUUUAUUUAAUGACUGACUUACCCCCAAACAUCAGGCUCCAUGCACUCUCCCCCCUUCCCAGGACUGGACCCCAAAGUAUUUUACCUUCGAGAAACAAUCACAGAUGUCGUUUCCUUUCUGUUAUUACUAUGUCAGCUGGCUGGUGUAUUUUUAUAUUAGCAUUUUUUCUAAGGGCCUUUCCUGCAUGCUCCUCAGCUGCCCUGGAUAGGCCCAACAUCCCCCCUUCACCUCCAAUUAACACAACUCUAGUGCACGAGGGAGCCCAUGACACCUCUCUCGGUAAGCUGGGUGUGCUUUCAGUUUGAAACUUGCUGGUAGAAUAGGAAGACUUCCUCGAAAAUAAACCAGUGUCUGGGGGUUAAUUAUACAAAAUGAUCACAUAAUAUACCUGAGGAUGAAACUGCUGCUACAGUGGGCUUUUCAUUUAUGUUCAAUGAAUUUUUAAUUAACUUCAUGCAUUGUUGUCUAAUUUAUAAUUUUUCUGUUAUUUACAUUUGACCAUGCAUUUUAUGCUACCAGAGUAAAAUAUUUAAGCCAAACAGAAAUCAUGCUUUUUGAUACUAUAGAGACAUAAUCUGUGUAACACUUAUGCACUCUGAAUUGUUUGAUAAAACAAUCGUUUCUGUAGUAUUGUAGAAUAGGGUAUUUAUUAACUAAACUAGACAAAUGUAUUUGAGAUAAUGUUCUGUUACUGCAUACAGUUUAUGGUUUACUGUACAUUAAGGUUAUGAUCUUAAUUUUUAUGUGGUGUGAAUCAGUGUUAUAUUUCCUUUUCUUUUCCUUUAUAUCUCAAAACAAAAUAUAUAAGGUUAUUGUUACUGAAAUGUUCUCUGUUGAGUAAUAUGUUUAGUGUGGACUGUAGAUGGAAAUGCUGUACAUUUGACACUGGAGAAUCACCUUUUUUUUUUUUAGUGUGUAAACUUUGCCUGUUCAUUAAUGUUCAUCUGUAACUUUGGGAUAAUGCUUUACAAUGAAUGUCUAGGUAAGAUCACCAUUUCUCAAGUCAGCUAAAGAUAUUUUUAGAUAUUUUUAUAGAGGGUACAUGAAGCAAAUUUAAGCCUCCAAAACGUAGUUGUUAAGCAAACCAUUAACGAAUUAGGUGGAUGCAUCUUUUGCAUGUAUGGAUAAUGCACAGUUAAGGAGUGGAAAGAAAAGUUUAACAAAAAUGAAAAAGAAAAUUAAAAGUUUAAAAGACGAAUGAUAAUUAAAAAGGAGAUUAGAAUAGGGAAAAUGGCUCGACUUGUGAGCACAAGUUUCAAGAAAGAGCAGCAGUUGCGGUAAGAACCCAACCUGCAACACACGCUGUUAUUCACACACCUGUUUACGGACCCUAGAUUAGGUGAAGUCCGACAACGUAGUACAGUGCUGCGUUGGGUUAUUGUGCUGGGCUUUGCGGCCAGCGAGGCUUCACCGCCGGCAAGAGACUGAUGUUUGACAGCCUCUCUGACCGUUUGAGAUUCCUAGUUGUAACCUGAGCUGCAGUUCUAUGCUUAUCUAGUCAAUCAGUUGACCCUCUCCCUUUGUAUGUUGUCUUCACUGUUAGACAUCAUAUUUAAUGUUUAUGUAAUAUAUAUACAUUAUAUAUAUAAAUUAUGAUUUUUUUUUUUUUUUCAAUCUUUAGUAAUUAUCACUGUUGGCUUACCAAAAGGAAAAUGAAGAGAGAAAAGAAAAGGAACUCCCCUCUGUGGUGGGCUGUGGUAGGUGUUUAAGAUUGUACUUUACCGAAAGCAUACUGUAUGUUGAUCAUCGAGAUUUUGUUUUUCUUUUUUAUAUCAUGCAGAGAGAGAGUAUUGUUGCUUUUUGGGGAAUACUCUUUAAUAUAUAUUUGAUGUUUAGAGUAGAAAUUCUUUUCAACCCAAUAUUUGUUGCUAUAAUUAUGAGCAUUUAGAGAAUCCUGUUAUGUAAUAACAUGUUGUGAUCCUUUCCAAAUAACUAUAUUCUAAUUUAAGGAAUUAGAAAACCCCUUUUUUUUUCUUUUUUUAAAGAAUUAUAUUAUACCUGUUGUUGAAUUGUAUAAGAUGCAUAUUUAGUAUAUUUUGUUGACUUUAUUGCAUUCAAAUUAUUCAGAUUUCUUGAGACAUGAUGCACUUCACUCGUUUUGGAUUUACUGUACUCACCCGUAAGAACACUAGUAGAAAUAUGCAACCCAAAUAUCCAGGGGUAUAUACCAUGGAUAGAGUAGACAUUAAAUUAUUUUCAAUAUUA
Molecule: messenger RNA, 7387 nt
Organism: Penaeus monodon (black tiger shrimp)
Lineage: Eukaryota; Metazoa; Arthropoda; Malacostraca; Decapoda; Penaeidae
Gene: Ric
Product: GTP-binding protein Rit2-like
Exons: 5
Coding region: 769-1449 (226 amino acids)
Biological process (GO): Ras protein signal transduction
Cellular component (GO): plasma membrane
Molecular function (GO): GTPase activity; GTP binding; calmodulin binding
Source: RefSeq, a predicted model, not a curated record